GAAAUCUAUGAAUCGAAGCCUUAUCAUGCAAAUGACAGGCAUAGGAAUAGCCACACAAGCCUAACCCAACCCACACCACAACACAUCUUAUGUUUCUAACUCCCUCAGCCACUCACUUCUCCUGUUUCAAUUGCCGCUUCUUCCUUUCUCUAUCUUUCUCCCUCGCUCAUCACUUUCAGUUCUUGAGAGAGAAAACGCUCACACUUCAGGAACGGAAUCCCGACAUUCUGCAGGAGAGUGGCAAUAUUUGAGUUGAAUAUAGAGAUAAAAGGUGGAUGCUUUUGGAAUGGUGCAGGGCAUAUAAGUAUUAAGCAUGGCUUCAUUAGCUUCCCUUGCGAAUUUGGGAAGCUUGAAUAUGAUUUCCUUUGGUAAUUUUGACGGGUCUGUUUGUUUAGUUAGGAGCAUUUCUAUUCAUAGAAAUGGGAGUAGUUUUAGUGGAAGGAGGUGGAGGUAUGUUGGUGUUUGUAGAUAUUCUGUAACGACAGAUUACAUUGCGGAACAAGGGACUUCGGUGUCUCUUGAUUCGACAUAUGGUGGUAGCAAAGAGAGUGACACUAAUACAUUUCUCAAGGCAGCUCCAAAACCUGUUUUGAAAUCGGGGUCUAAGCCGAAUCCCCUUCUUAACAUGACUCCGGAUGAAUCAAAAGUUAGUGUGAGGUCGGACGCUGAGAGGAUGAGUGAUGCAGAGGAAGAAAGGAGUAAGGUGAUUGAAUCGUUAGGAGAGGUGCUCGAGAAGGCAGAGAAGUUAGAGACUAGCAAGAAGCCGGAUGCCCCUGUUAGCAAACCCUUGACAAGUGACGUAGUGAACCAAAAGAAUGGUAAGCCAUUUAGUUCCACGGAGAGCACAAAUCGCAAAUCUAAUAAGACCAAUAAGAGUGUCUGGCGCAAGGGUAAUCCCGUGUCUGCUGUGCAAAAAAUUGGGAAGGAAACGGUAAGACAGGAACCUAGGAUAGAUGAAGGAGGGGUGUCCCUGUCUAGCUCUCAGCCUGUUGCUCCUCCUACACCCCCCCAGCCCCCUCAGAAAACACAACCAAAAUUACAAGAGAGGCCCUCAGUAGCUCCUCCAGCCCCUGCUGUAAAGAAACCUGUCAUAUUGAAGGAUGUUGGUGCAGCUUCGAAGCCUCUUGUUUCUGAUGGAACUGGUGCACCUCCAAAGUCUAAAGAACGCAAACCGAUUCUAAUUGAUAAGUUUGCAUCUAAGAAACCGGUGGUUGAUCCUCUGAUUGCUCAGGCUGUUUUAGCACCUACAAAACCAGCGAAGACCUUUGGGCCUGCAAAAUUCAAAGAUGGAUUUAGAAAGAGGGGUGGCCCAUCUGGGGCACCUCGUAGGCGUCUAGGUGAGGAUGGUAUUCCAGAUGAGGAUACAUCCGAACUAGAUGUUUCUAUCCGUGGUGCUGCAACUGCAAGAAAAGGAAGGAAAUGGUCCAAAGCAAGCCGAAAGGCUGCCAGACUUCAGGCGGCCAAAGAUGCAGCACCUGUAAGAGUGGAAAUCAUGGAAGUUGGGGAAGAUGGUAUGUCCACUGAGGAGUUGGCCUACAACUUGGCCACCAGUGAGGGUGAGAUUCUCGGGUAUCUGUACUCGAAGGGAAUAAAGCCCGAUGGCGUCCUAAAGCUGAGUAAAGACAUGGUCAAGAUGGUCUGCGAAGAGUAUGAUGUGGAAAUCAUUGAUGCUGAUCCUAUCAGGGUGGAGGAAAUGGCGAAAAAAAAGGAAAUUCUUGAUGACGAUGACUUGGAUAAAUUAGAAUUUAGGCCUCCUGUGCUAACCAUAAUGGGCCAUGUUGAUCAUGGAAAGACAUCACUUUUGGAUUACAUACGGAAGAGCAAGGUGGCAGCAUCUGAAGCUGGUGGGAUCACUCAAGGAAUAGGGGCUUACAGAGUUCAAGUACCUAUCGAUGGAAAGCCACAAACAUGUGUUUUUCUAGAUACUCCUGGGCAUGAAGCAUUUGGAGCAAUGAGAGCACGUGGAGCAAGAGUGACAGAUAUCGCUAUUAUUGUAGUUGCAGCUGAUGAUGGGAUUCAACCUCAAACAACCGAGGCUAUUGCACAUGCCAAAGCAGCAGGAGUGCCGAUUAUUGUAGCUAUAAACAAGAUAGAUAAGGAUGGAGCUAAUCCAGAUCGAGUCAUGCAAGAUCUUUCAUCGAUUGGAUUGAUGCCCGAAGAGUGGGGUGGUGACAUCCCAAUGGUUAAGAUAAGUGCUCUCAAAGGGGAGAAUGUUGAUGAGUUGCUGGAAACAGUCAUGCUUGUUUCUGAGUUGCAAGAAUUGAAGGCUAAUCCACAUAGGAAUGCUAAAGGAACAGUUAUUGAAGCUGGUCUCGAUAAAUCCAGGGGACCUGUAACUACAUUCAUUGUGCAAAAUGGAACACUCAAAAGAGGAGAUGUAGUAGUUUGUGGUGAAGCUUUUGGAAAGGUGAGAGCUUUAUUUGAUGAUAAAGGCAAACGGGUUGAUGAAGCAGGGCCUUCUAUUCCAGUACAGGUUAUCGGAUUAAAUAAUGUUCCUUUAGCUGGUGAUGAGUUUGAGGUUGUCAGUUCACUUGAUAUAGCUCGAGAACAGGCGGAGUCACGGGCAGAUUAUAUGAGGAAUGAACGUAUUAUGGAAAAAGCUGGAGACGGAAUGAUUACACUUUCUUCAUUAGCUUCUGCUGUUUCAUCUGGAAAGACUGUUGGAUUAGAUCUUCAUCAGCUUAAUAUUAUACUGAAAGUUGAUGUUCAGGGGUCAAUUGAGGCUGUCAGACAAGCUCUGCAGGUGCUUCCACGAGCUAACAUCAGUCUGAAGUUUCUACUGCAAGCAACUGGGGACGUGAGCUCCAGUGAUGUCGACCUUGCAGUGGCAAGUAAAGCAAUUAUUUUCGGCUUUAAUGUUAAAGUACCUGGUUCAGUCAAGAGCCAUGCAGACAACAAAGGUGUUGAAAUUCGGCUUUACAAAGUUAUCUACGAACUUAUUGAUGAUGUGCGGAAUGCAAUGGAGGGACUCCUAGAUCCAGUUGAGGAAGAGGUGCCAAUAGGAAUGGCAGAAGUGAGGGCCGUAUUCAGCAGUGGCAGUGGGCGUGUUGCAGGAUGCAUGGUGACAGACGGGAAGCUAGUUAAAGGCUGUGGAAUUCGCGUGCUUAGAAAAGGCAAAGAAGUUCAUGUUGGCGUACUUGAUUCCUUAAGACGGGUCAAGGAGAUGGUUAAAGAGGUAAAUUCUGGACUAGAAUGUGGAAUUGGAGCAGAGGAUUACGAUGAUUGGGAGGAAGGAGACAGUAUUGAGGCCUUCAACAAAGUGGAGAAGAAGAGAACGCUCGAAGAGGCAUCAGCCUUCAUGUCAGCUACGCUGGAGGAAGUCCGGAGAUAAACUGUAUAUAAGACAUCUGUUUGAAGUGGGAUUUUCUCAACACGAAUUCGGCUGCUGCUGACAAGAGUAGUAAAAUGGUUGGAUCCUGCUGCAUAUAUCCCAGUAGCAUUGACGCCUGCCAAUAAAAGAAGCUGCAGACUAGUCCCUGUUUGUUUGCUAUUUCCUUGUAAAUAGUCGAUGUAUAUCAGAAACUGAGCUCCAUUUUGUUAGGAGUGACAGGUUGAGCAUUCAUUCAUGUUCUUCAAAUUCAAUGAGUUCAGACACAUGUAACAGAUACAGUGAGAUCUCCUCAAUUUAUUAAAAAAAAAAAAAGAAGAAAUAAAAUGUUCUAAUUAACACAAA
Molecule: messenger RNA, 3673 nt
Organism: Salvia miltiorrhiza (redroot sage)
Lineage: Eukaryota; Viridiplantae; Streptophyta; Magnoliopsida; Lamiales; Lamiaceae
Product: translation initiation factor IF-2, chloroplastic-like
Exons: 13
Coding region: 314-3331 (1005 amino acids)
Biological process (GO): translational initiation
Molecular function (GO): GTP binding; translation initiation factor activity; GTPase activity
Source: RefSeq, a predicted model, not a curated record